Molecule: messenger RNA, 1761 nt
Organism: Armigeres subalbatus
Lineage: Eukaryota; Metazoa; Arthropoda; Insecta; Diptera; Culicidae
Exons: 6
Coding region: 74-1423 (449 amino acids)
Source: RefSeq, a predicted model, not a curated record
GCCCAUCACUGUCAAAACAACAACAACAAACAGUGCCGUGCAGUGACUAAAGCGGUGAAUAUUUGCAGGAAAAAUGAACAAAGAUUACUUUCUUGUUGUGGAGACAGUCGAGGCCGGUAGACCCGUCUUGUCGGUAGUGCCGCACAAAUGGGUAGCUGAAAAUUCCCUAUUCUGGCCUCCAAAGCAGGCGAAUGUGCUCCGGAAAGACGCCGGUUCAAGUCCAAUGCCUUCUUGGACUAAAUUGCCUUGUGCAGUGAAACGGAAGUACAUUCCCAGUUUUGGGGAAGCGGAGCGAGAAGCCGAUGAGCUUUCAGGGCAAUCCACCGACAUGUCAGACUUCGCUACGAAACGAAAAAAAAAGUUGAAGAAAACCUCAAAAGCCCUCGAUCUAAACCACCUCAUCACUGAAAAACAAUCUCAGAUUCAAGGAAAGCCCUCAACCGGACAACGAGACUGGACAGAGAAGUCAAGCACAACAGCGUCCCAAAUUCCUGUCGUUACUCAAACGAUUGACCGAGUUUAUUGUGAUCUAGAUUUAUCGAAUCUAAUGACGAAUUCACAAGGAACAACGUUGGACUCUCAUCCGACUCUUGCACCUCAACCGGCUCAAAUGUCAUCAUCAACAUCGGCCCCAGUGGAAACGGAAGUGAUUUCGGAAGGAUACGUCCUUAACAUCCAGCAGCCGAAUACGGAUAGGAUCAUUAAGGAAGUUUCCGAAAAAGUCAUCGAGCAAGUGAGCGUUAAUGUGCUAAGCUCGAUGGAAGCAAUGCUGGCAAAAACCGCAGCUUCCUUGGAGAUGAAGAUCGAUGCUGCCAUUCGUCAAAGCAACAAUGAGUAUUAUUCAGAAGCUUCAACAUCCUUCCAGUUUUCGCCAGUGGCUACCACGGAUGGAAUAGAUGCAUUGGAAGAGAGUCUCAACGAUGAGUCGUUUGCCAAGCAGUUCUUUGCGCACAUGAAGAGGAAAAUUGGAAACAGCGGCGAUGCGUGCAAUGGUCAGAAUAUUGCUUAUGGAUUGAUUGAUCACUUUUUCGAAAGGAAGGUGAUGCUCGAUUGUUCCUGGACCGGAGAGAGUAAAGGAGGAAGUGCCAAGUAUCCCAUGAAAAAAUGUGUCAAUAUUCUUAACAUGUUUUUCAAACUGGUUCACAGCGUGAACAAUACAUUUUCACAAGCGCUGUUGGAGGAUCUGUUCAAAAGAUUCCAAGAAAUGCGAAGAAGCGAAGUGAAACAAAAGGCAAAAGGCAAUCCUCAAUUCAUCGGCGAUCAAAAACAAAAGGUUCUGAGAAAGAAAUUCAUUGUACUCCGCAUACUACUGCUAUCACCACCAAUGACGUACACCGUGCCCCACAGAUAUCUGGUAUCAGCGUUACUGAAGUUCCGGCGCGUCCGGUGGAACUUGGUGGAAGUAAGGGCUCAGAUGUGGUAAAUGUAGACUCAGAUUCACCUAUUCUCAUGAAGAUCGAAGAAGGCGCACUGAAUGUUGCAAUAAAUUCAGAACAUGGAGAGGAUGAAUAUGAGGAGGAAGAAGAAAAUGAAGGAGAAAAUGAAGAGCACGAGGAUGAUGAACAUGAGGACGAAGAAGAAUCGUCGCAAGAGUCCGAAAGUGAUUUUUAAUGCGGUCCUGUAGACUUCGGUGGAUUCCAAUAACGAUCUCAUUUGAUAUAAUGCUGUUUUAAGAACCUUUUUAUUUGUUUUGUUCCAAUGAACUUUGUUUUCUUGUUUUAUUUUAAUGAAAUACAAAUACAAUCCUUUCAUAAACUUUUA